AUGAAAACGUUGAUCUGUUCUUUACUUGUGUACGUUUUGUUGGAUGCAAACGUUUCGGCAGUUUUGUUGGUGAAAGACCUCUCAUCAGGAAUUGUUGACGAGUUUGAGGAUUCGGAAGCACUUUUUGGUAGAGCAGUUUCUCAGGGGCAUUUAGUACUGGGACGAAUUUAUGCAUCCGAACCACUAGACGGCUGUGUGGACCAAAUUCCUAGACCUAAAGAUGAUCACAAUUCAACUCUUCCUUACAUCUCACUCAUCAAACGUGGGGAUUGCUCUUUUGUAGACAAGGCUUUAGCGGCCGAAAAAGGAGGAUAUAUUGCAACUGUUAUUUUCAAUGAUGUGGACGACAGUACUUUCCCAAUGGGCUAUAAUUCGUCCACAAAUGUCAGUAUUCCUGUCGUAAUGGUUGGUUUGUCUGACGGUGAGCUCCUACUAAAUAAGUACUGCGUGCCACAUUAUUUUGUUGAAAUACUACCUGCUCAUCGCCGAAGUAUCGUGUUGUAUCUUAUUCCACUCAUAACAUGUCUGCUGAUAUCUGUAGUCGCAUUGAGUGUGGCAUAUGGGAUUCGGCUUUUGAAUCGAUACCGAAGAAGAUAUCGUUAUUGCUUACCAGUAAAAGAGUUACGUAAAAUACCUGAAACUUUAUUUGUUAAAGACUCCACUGAAUUUGAUACUUGUGCAAUUUGCUUAGAAGAUUAUAAAGAUGGUGAUAAAUUGAGAGUAUUACCAUGUAGGCAUGCUUACCACAGUAAAUGUGUAGAUCCCUGGCUUUUAAAACGUCGUGGUUUUUGUCCUAUAUGUAAGAAGAAAGUUCACAAUCGUCCUAGAGUCUACGUUUCAACUUCUACAAGAUAUAGACGCGCUUCCUCAUAUGCCACUACAUCUGAAGCUCCACUUUUGGAUGAUUCGUCUUUCGAAGAAGAUUCUGAUUCAGGAGAUACUACUUCAUCACCUCAGUUAAGUUUCUACAGUGGGGACGUCCAUUCAGAUGAACAUACUCCGCUCAUUAAUGCUUCUGCUGAACAAUCAAGUGCUUCAUCACUUAGGCGAAUGAAGAUGACUACCUCAAUUCGUGAAACUUUGGAAAGCUUUCUCACAAAUGUAUCAAGUUCUUAUUCCAGAGGUCAUAAUUCAUCCGACUAUGAACAUGGAACUAAUAAUGUUAAUACAGCCGUGGAAUUACAACCUGGAUGCUCUCAGGUUGUUGCUGAAUCCCUCGUAAAAGGUAAACAGUGUAGUGAAAGUGACACUGAAUCUGGACUAAAUAAUGAAAUCAAUGAUAAUCAGUCACCUUCACUAAUGAUAACUCAUGCUGAAGUGCAUACGGAUUGUGAUUCAUCAUAUAUGCACAAAUCUCAUGCUUAA
Schistosoma margrebowiei is the source of this 1365-nucleotide messenger RNA. The record is from the annotation of a GenBank genome assembly. NCBI's taxonomy places the organism in Eukaryota, Metazoa, Platyhelminthes, Trematoda, Strigeidida, Schistosomatidae.